Messenger RNA from Parnassius apollo (apollo), 936 nucleotides. The record is from the annotation of a GenBank genome assembly. NCBI's taxonomy places the organism in Eukaryota, Metazoa, Arthropoda, Insecta, Lepidoptera, Papilionidae.
AUGAAAGGUUGUGACCACGUGGUGUGUGAGGCUUGGGACACAUUCCCAAUGGCAGCAACGUCUGGAAGCCCGCCACCGGGGGUAGUGGAGCUGCGCGAGGAUGUCCCGCUGAAGUCUGGAGGCGGAGACACGCAGCGCUGCGCAGGGCCACGUCUUAUCGCUACCGCCUUUGCUGUGCUAACUGUCGCCAUUACACUUGCUCUGUUGACGCAAAUAUACUACGGAGACUAUGAGGUGGUGCCGCAUGGGUCGGUGUCCACAUCUGUGGGCGCAUGCUCGCGCGGCGGCGCGGCGCUGCUGCGCGCGCGCGGCUCAGCGCUGGAUGCGGCCGCCGCCGCCGCGCUCUGUCUCGCGCUCGCCGCGCCUUACGACACGGCACUUGACGCGAGUGGUGCACUGCUGUACUGGGAGUACAGAAGAGCACAUAACGAGCCACCCACACUGGCGGAGUGGGGGGCGGUGGGGGAUGAUUGGCAGAUGGCAGGUGACAGCAUGCCGGAGGCAGGUGGCAGCUUGCAAGAGGCUGGUGGGAGUGGAAAUGGUACUGUGCCACGGCUGGUGGCAGCGCUGGCAGGCCUGCAUGUACGCUACGGGAUGCUGCCGUGGGCCCAGGUCCUGCAGCCUGCUAUUGACUAUGCCGAAAGCAGUGAGGCGACUACUGCGAGUGGUGCGAUCGAGACGGGUGUGAGUGUGAGCGAGAGGGUGAAGUUGCUGCGCGAGUGGCAGCGUCACACUAGCGCCGAGCUGUGCGCGGCGUGGCGCUGCGCGAGCGCGCUGCGCGUGCGCGCCGCGGCGCCGGUCAGCGCGGGCGCGUGGCGCGCGUACGUGGCGGGCGCGGCAUGGGGCGGCGCGGGGGGCGCGGCACAGCCGCUGCGCCAGGCGCUGCUCGCCAACUCCACUGGGUACUGCGACCACACACUCAGCCCGCUAAACUAA